GACGCAAAGUGCAACCAGAGAGCUUAUCUCGUCAGGCUUUUCUCUGCUUCCUAUCCCCUUUAUAUCCUCACUUACCUCCUGGCAUUCCUGAAAACCCUUCUCCCCCUCUCUCUCUCUCUCUCUCUCUCUCUCUCUCUCGAUCUGAUGCCCAACACAACCACCACUACUUGAAUCCUUGAUUCUUUUCCGAGCCCUUUAUCCAUAUUUUGCAUGAUCCUUCACUCGUUUGUUCAUUGAGAAAGUAUGAGUAACACGAUGAUUCCACGAGUGAAAGUCAUGGUUUAUUUGGUCUACGACAGGGGUUAAUUCCACACACAUCUGAUCUAAUCCUUUCACAAAUUUUUCGUGCCCUCUGUUUAUCUUGUUCUAAUUCUCCUUCAAACUAAAUUGAUGGAAGGUGGUGUUGUGUUUUGUUUUUAAAACCCAUCAUCCACAAAUAAAUCCUUUUUUUCUAUCCGUUGUUUAGUUUCAGUAAGUCUUGUACACGAAAAGAUAAGAUGGGUUUGAUAACCAAAACAUGGAAGCGGUGCAAAUCAAUAGGCCGGGGUCGUCCUACUAAUUUGCAUGGAAUGGUGCCUGCUCUGACCACCAAGAGCAAGUCAUGCCCACAUAUCAAACUCGGGAUGCUUGAGGAAAAGCGUGCGAGCAAGCGCCAAGUGGCUCCUGAAGGUUGCUUUACAGUCUAUGUCGGACCCCAAAAGCAAAGGUUUGUGGUCAAAACGGAACACGCAAACCAUCCUCUCUUCAAGAUGCUGCUUGAAGAAGCCGAGUCUGAAUUUGGGUAUGACAGUCGAGGUCCCCUUGUGCUUCCUUGUAACGUUGAGAUAUUCUACAAGGUUUUGGUGGAAAUGGAUGAUUGUGGCGAGCAAAAGGUUCCUCGAGGGUGGGGCUUGGCUAAGCGUUAUGGUUCUUACAGUGUUCUUAGCCCGUCUCGGAUAGUUGCUAUCAAUCAGUUCUAGUUAUCAUGCAUGUGUAAAAUUGAUAUAGCUUGCUUGGUUGAUGAUGAUACAUAUGGGUUGAUGUAUAAUUUCUGGGAUUUAACAAUAGCCUUGUUAAAUAUUAGGAUCGGAGAGGAUGAGGAUGAAAGAAAUUCAAGCUAUGUUUGUAAUAUAUAAUUAGUUCUCAUAUAUAUAAAUCUUGUUAUGUUUUGUAA
Messenger RNA from Pyrus x bretschneideri (Chinese white pear), 1153 nucleotides. Its product is annotated as indole-3-acetic acid-induced protein ARG7. Lineage: Eukaryota; Viridiplantae; Streptophyta; Magnoliopsida; Rosales; Rosaceae. The record is from RefSeq and is a predicted model, not a curated record. The transcript has a single exon. Gene Ontology annotation, biological process: response to auxin. Bases 498 to 959 code for a protein of 153 amino acids.